UACAAAUUCGGUCACGUGACACAAUCAAAACUUUGGAUACAGAGAUACUGAACAGAAAGUAAAAGUUACGGAACGGGCAGAGAAGGAAACUCCUCACCGACGAGUUGCAGAUCUUUGCAUCCUCUAUCAGUCACAUUCCUAAAUCAGGAUGCCAUUGCAGUUCUCUGGCUGGGAGGUGGUCGACGAUGGUGCUUCCUUUCCUGGUGUGGAGCUGACGCCCUCCCAGAAACCCCAACAACGGGGCGUCUACACUAUGUUCCAUGGGACCAGUGUGACCAGCGCACGGCUCAUCAUUGCCAAUGGUUUUAAGCAGUCAACAGGUGGCAAUCUUGGAGUAGGUGUGUAUGUCAGUCGUGAUAAGCAAAAGGCGGCUCGUUAUCCAUUGAACUGUCAGAAUACAGAUCGUGUGAUCUUUCAGUUACGUGUGCGUCCCGGUCGUGUCAAGCGUAUUGACCCGUUGAACCAUCCUAUGCAAUUCACCUGGCACGCAAAUGGCUAUGACACUGCCUGGAUGCCCCCCAAUGUGCUGGGCCUGGAGGAGGACUGUGUGUUUGACCCCAAAAGAGUGGAAGUGGUAGGCAUUGCAAACGCGCCAAACCCCACCAUACAGGCUGAACUUGAGCAGCUUCUGGCAAAAACAUCCAAAAAACCCGAAGGAGGAGGUGAUGCCACUGCUGCUGCUGCUGCUGCUGUGUGUUCACUGUGCAAGAGAAAGACCCAGCAGGGUUCUCCACACAUCAAGCAACAGUGCUGGGACUGUGGGAAAAACAUCUGCAUUCUCAUGAUCCAGCAUUUCUGUCCAGCCAAACCCGGACCGGGGGGAGGGAAGAAGAAAGUUUGAAAUGUCGGAGAGUGAUGCUAAAAUAAUCUGCGUCAAUAUGGCCUUUGCAUAUGCUGGAGUAGAUUAGAACAAUAGUUAGUAACUCAGGGUUCAAUCAUAUCAUUUGUAAACAUGACUCAUAGUCUCAGUCUUAUCCUUCCUUAAAGCAAUGAAUAUGUUCAAUUAAUUUACUGCAGGACAUGUUUUGGGGGGAUCUCUGUAAGUGAUCUACAAAAGUUGUAUCUUCUUUUACAUCGACUUACUCCUGUCUGUCUUGGAUAUUUCGAAAAACGUGAUAACACUAUCCUAUACCCUAUACUUACAUAUACUGUCAAUGGAUAACACUCAUGACUUUGAUUUACUGUAAUUAUUUAAAUUUACUGAAUACUAAAUUAUGUAACAGAACAAAAGCCAAUAAAUGUUGUUGUUAUAUUAUCAGACCCACAA
Molecule: messenger RNA, 1267 nt
Organism: Dicentrarchus labrax (European seabass)
Lineage: Eukaryota; Metazoa; Chordata; Actinopteri; Moronidae
Exons: 2
Coding region: 149-841 (230 amino acids)
Cellular component (GO): cytoplasm
Molecular function (GO): NAD+ poly-ADP-ribosyltransferase activity
Source: RefSeq, a predicted model, not a curated record